This is a messenger RNA of Paramuricea clavata, 1977 nucleotides long. NCBI's taxonomy places the organism in Eukaryota, Metazoa, Cnidaria, Anthozoa, Malacalcyonacea, Plexauridae. The record is from the annotation of a GenBank genome assembly.
AUGACAACAAAUAAUCAUAGAAAGAGUUACAAGAGAAAAUGGAUUUCAGCUUGCCGUUCUGUAACAAAAUACAAUAACAAUUCUAAGAGGCACUGCAUUGAUUUUCAAAAACAGUCACCUCCGAUUGCAUUCAGUCCUAUAACAGUGCGCGUUGAUGAUGAUGAUGAUGAUGAUAAUGAUAACUUUACUGUUGAUCAGAGUUUAAUUGAAGAAACAAUUGACAUAGAUGAAAUUUGCACAAACGCACCUGCUCACCACCGUGUUUCAGGCACUGACAGCAUCAGUGAUAAUUCUUGUUUGUCUGACGAUUCUGAUCAGUUAGAAAAUUGCAGUUUAAAAGAUGAGUUAGUAACUUGGGUGAAUAACUUUCAAGUAAAACACAAUGCAGUUGAUGGGCUCCUUAAAUUACUUAAACAGUCUGGCCAUUCUGAAUUACCAAGCACUGCCAGGUCAUUAUUGGCCACACCAAGGCUUGUUUCUAUUGGCCAUAAGUCUGAGAUGGAGUAUGUUUACUUCUCAUUGGAAAAGGCACUCUUGGAGAAUUUCCAGUCUUAUCCAGACAGUGUUAAAGACUCUGUUGAUACUUUAGAGAUAAGUUUGAACAUUGAUGGCAUUCCUUUGUUCAAAAGUUCACAAAAUAGUUUAUGGCCAGUUCUAUGUGGUAUUAUGAACCUUACCCCAGUUAGAAUAUUCCCAAUUGCUUUAACAUAUGGGAAGUCAAAACCUAAGAAUUUAGAUUUUCUUCAUGACACUGUGAGAGAUCUGAAUAUGGUGUUAAAGCAGGGCUUAAGUUGCGGUUCAAAGGUUCUUAAAGUUUCUCUCAGGUGUGUUGUCUGUGAUGCACCUGCAAAAGCGUUUGUUAAAGGUACCAAGUUGUAUUCUGGCUAUUAUGGCUGUGACAAAUGCUGUCAGCGUGGUGUUUGGAUUGGUAGAUUGACGUAUCCAGAGGUGGAGAAUUUGUUGCUCCGUACAGAUCAUUCUUUCCGAAUGCAAUCAAAUGAAGAGCAUCACAAUUCUGAUUCUCCUUUCUGUGACUUGGAUAUUGAUAUGAUCAAGUCGUUUCCUCUUGACUAUAUGCAUCAGUUAUGCCUGGGUGUGGUAAAAAAGAUGAUCCUUGCUUGGAUGCGAGGAAAGAAGGAAAUAAGAAUAUCAGCUCGUCAGGUGGAAGAAAUAAGCACUAAACUUGUAGCAUUGAGAAGCUAUAUACCCCAAUGCUUUGCCCGCAAACCACGAAGUCUAGCGGAAAUCGAUAGGUGGAAAGCCACAGAAUUAAGGCAAUUCUUGCUGUAUAGUGGAAAGCUUGUUUUGAAAGGAAUAUUGCCUCAACCCCUUUAUGACCAUUUCAUGAUGCUUAGUGUUGCUAGUUCUAUUCUUGCUUGUCCUCAACUUUCUCAAGCUCAUUUAGGUUAUGCUGCUGAUCUUUUGAAGUAUUUUGUUGAAAAGGCUUCUUUUCUUUAUGGUGCCGAAUUCAUUGUUUACAAUGUGCAUUGUCUAAUUCACUUGGCUGACGAGGUGAGAAAUUUUGGCUCAUUGGAUAGGUGUAGCGGUUUUCCUUUUGAAAAUUACCUCCAAAAGCUAAAACGUUUGGUGCGCUCAGGAAAAAAUCCCCUUGCCCAAAUAGUGAAGCGACUUCACGAAUUGGAUGGAAGCGAUUUUGAUCAAGCGCCCAAAAGUAGUGCCAUUUCUCUAAAGGCUCCGAACAAUGCUUAUAUUCUUAGUGAUACCACUUGUUGUGUGGUAAUCGAGGAAACACACCAAAGUCAUGCUAGAGAAAAGUGUUUCUCAUGCAGAGUUUACGACAACUCCGAUGCAUUGUUUAACAAACCUUGUGACUCUAGAAUAAUUGGUGUGCAUAAAGCUCGAGCACAAUUUGCAAGCAUGAAAAUAUUACCUGCAAGUAGUUUAACUAAUCAAGCAAUUGCUGUUGAACUUCAAAAUGAUGUACUUGUUUUUUUAGCCAUCUUACACGAGCUUUGA